AAUUCUCAUUCGUGACGUCAUUCCAUCGCCAUAUUGCAGAAACAAAACACAAAGAACAACACAAAGAAAUUUAACAUAAAUUUCAUUUCCUGGUCUUCAUUUUAGCUCAUCCUGAUAUUUAGCUGACAGUAGACAUGGCAGUGAGUCCCAUCGGAGGGGCUGUGAAAGCUCUCCAGUUGGAGCUGAAGAAAAUUCAAGAGGAGCCAGUAGAGGGAUUUCGAGUAAAUCUAAUCAAUGAUGAAAAUCUAUUUGAAUGGGAAGUUGCUAUCUUCGGACCUCCUGGUACAUUAUAUGAAGGUGGUUAUUUCAAGGCACAUAUGAAGUUUCCAAAUGAUUAUCCAUACAAUCCACCAAGUGUAAAGUUCAUUUCCAAGAUGUGGCAUCCAAAUGUAUAUGAGAAUGGUGAUGUAUGUAUAUCAAUCCUGCACCCUCCAAUUGACGAUCCACAAAGUGGUGAAUUGCCUUCAGAAAGAUGGAACCCUACACAAAAUGUCAGAACAAUCCUACUUAGUAUUAUAUCGCUUCUCAACGAGCCAAAUACAUUCUCUCCAGCAAAUGUUGAUGCUUCUGUCAUGUUCAGAAAAUUCAAGGAUUCCAAAGGAAGAGAUAAAGAGUAUGAGAAUAUAAUAAGGAAACAAGUUCAAGACACAAAAAAAGAUGCUGAACGAGACGGAGUAACAGUUCCAACAACUCUGCAGGAAUAUUGUGUUAGUAUAAAACCUAAACCUCAUGAUGAUGUAGACUUUUAUGACGAUGAUGAUUACGUAGGUGAUGAUGAUGAUGAGGACGAUGAUGAUGAAGAUGAUUAUUACGCAGAAGAUGAUGACGAUUCUGGAAAUGGAGGCGAAUCUUGAUAAAUGAAAAUUGUUUGGAAUUUAAAUUUGAUUGGAUUAAAUAAUUGGAUUAUCCUUUUUAAAAAAGGAAGGAUCAAGGCAAAGCACCCUGUAAUAACAUUCAGGUUGGAGGAAGGCUUUUUCUUGGAUGGCAGUAAUUAUUUACUUUGCUUUUAAAAUACUACUAAAGUAUUCAUUAAUAUAUUCCUAUAUAAAAAAAAAAAACAGAUGAUAUUGUUUUACUCAUUUAAUAUUUAUUGAGUAUGAUACUGUAUAAAUUAAUAAUACUUCUCUCAAGUUUUCAUUAUUGUUUGAUACAAUGUUUCUUAUUUUGGGCGGGAAGUUUAAUUAUGACAUUUGGAAGCACCAUCAAAUAAAGUUACAUAAUAAAAUAGAUGAUUUUCUGUACAACUUGCAGGACUGUAACAUUAGUCAUUUAAGUAGAACAUAUUUUAGCCUAUUUAUUUAUAGUAAAGUCCCAUUUAAUUUUUGUUUCUGUGAUAGAAUUAUUAUCAAAGUCAAAGGAAAAAUAUUUCUUGGUUGACACUUUUAACAUUUAGUAUUUAGUAAAAUAAAAGAAAUAAAUAAAAUCUUUUUUUGUUUAGUUACCAAAAUGGAGAUAAUGAAUUUAUCUGUAAAUCUACCAAGUCCUUACAAAUAUGAAGAUGUCCAAUAUCUCAAUUUCUGUAAUCUUUUUUUUUUGCUGAGGAUUUUUCUGCUCCAAUUGAGCUGUAGUAUUCAACUGGCACAGGUAAUGGAGAGUGCAUAUAAAUCUACUAGGUCAAUAAUAGGUAACUGCAAACUUUUCACUCAUAUUCCAUAUCCUAACCUGCAUAAAUAUUACUCAGAAAUCAUAGAAAAAUAUCUGUCUAUAUUGACUAUUUCAAGGGUUAAAGACAUGCUUUGAACAUGUUGAAAAUAGUGUUGACAUUUUAAAGGUGCUUUUUUGCUAUAUCUGAUCAAUGUCAGGCUAUGGUCAGGUAAACAUAUUUUGUUGAUCAAAAUCAUGUUUUUCAAUAUUAACUGACAGUGCAAGUCAAAUGAGUGAUUUUGAAAUGAAAGCGCUACCAUGUCACAGGUACAAUGUACCUUGUUAUAAUUGUACUUUUUGUUCGAGAUAUAAAUGUAAAAACAGAAAUAUUGGUAUAUGAGCUUUGAUCAGCUCUGUAUGUGUAUUUGAAAUGACAAAUGAAAUAAAUGUAGUAAAGGGAUAUUGUCUACACUCUUUGAAAGAAAAGUAAAGUUUUAAUGAUACAUGAGAAAAUUGAUGUUUUACCAGACCAGUUCAAAUGAAUUGGGUUUUUUUUCAAACGAAAAUAGAUCAAGAAUCAAACAGAUUUGUUCACCUGACACACUUAUAUGGUGUUAAACACAAUUAUAAUUGAGUAGACAAUAUCCCUAAAGGGAAUAUGUAUAUUCUUUAGUCUUCAUAGAUAUGUUAUUGACAUUCCUUAAACAAGUUACUUAAGAAAAUUUCCAGUUGUUCAUUUUUAAAAAGCAUACAAAUUCUCAUGAACACUGUAUACUUAUAUAGUUUAUAUGUUAUAGAAAUAUUGCAUUUCUGAUGAACAAAUUAUACACUUGAUGAAACAUUAAGUUUUUAAAAAUAUAGAAAGAUUUCAUUUUUCAUUCAUUCCUCAUAAACUUCUUACAAGAUAAAUUAAGGCAUUGAUUAAUUUGUAUAAAUUCAUAAUUUUUGUUAAAUAUUAAUUGUAGAAGUUAUUGAAAUCAGGGUGAAUGAUUCAAAGCUCAUGUCUGGAGUUCUGUUUGUAAAACGAGGACCCAUAGUAUAAAAGCUUCUUCUAGUAAAUACACUAUCUUUAAAAAUACUGUUGAAAGUUCAUUUUCUGUUGUUGAGAUUUCAAUCUCAUUAUGAUGAUCUUUCAUCAGUUGCAAAUUUUCAAUGGUAUUUUUAAAUGCAGUGUAUAUCAGGAAGUAUGUCAAACCUUGUAAACAAAUUUGAAAAUGACUGUAUGACUGACACCUUUAAGGAAAAUCAUUAUUUAGAAUGAAAGUUUCUGUCAGAUGUUAGCCUAGCACAUAUUAUAUAAUCAGGUUGAAAUAUGAUGAGAUGGAAAAGUUUUAUAUUUUUCUUGUGUACCAUCUCAUGGUAAAAUAUUGUUAAUUUCAUUUUGUAUUAUAUUUGUUUCUGGUGAUCUUUUACUGUAUUAGAUGUAACAUGUAAAGGUGUGUGUACAUAGGUGUGAAUUAAUGAAAUGUGGAUGUUAUAAAUGAGUUGGAUGUAUGCAUGUAAAAAAGUGUAUGUGGUUUAAUUAAUUUAUAGCUUAUUUACUAUUAGUUACUAUAUUUAAUUGUCACUGGUGUUAUUUGUUGAAUUUUUUAUUUGUUUGUUUAUUUAAUAUUUUAAUGUAAACCACCAAUUUAAGUUCACUUUCCUAAUUUACUAAGUACAUGCAAUAACACCUUUGAUGUAGUUAAAGGAAUAUGAUACAGAAAUGGGGAAGUGAUUUGCAUGUUAAGACAGCUUUUCUGAAGGAAACUUUUAUAACAUUUCCAUUUAUUCUCUCAAUUUGAUACUUUGGGAGGAAGCAAGUUUGGGAAAAAGACAAGUAGAAUUUACAUUUUAACCAAAAGGCCAUUAUGGGGAGGUAGGUGAUUCUUACCUCAUGUUCUUUCAAGAUUAAGUUCUGAUAAAAACCAACUAUGGACAAGUACACUUCUAGGUCCAGUGACCAAGAUGUUAGAAUGGAAUACUGAAUAAAAUCACACAUUGCUGUGAUAUGGGUUCUUUAGCAAAUUUUACUUGGAAACAGGAACAAAUUAUAAAGAUGAAAGGUGUUUAUAACAUUCCUCCAAAAGAAAUUCUAGCAUGCCUAUGGAAAGGGUUUUAUGACUUACUGUAAGGAAAAAGUUCUAACAAUUUUCAAAUUUUUCUAAGAAUAAAUAAAAUUUUUUUCAUCUUUUCCCCAAAAAAACCAAAACAGUUUACUAUUUAUAUAUUUUUUUUGAGCAUAUUACUAAUAUUGCCUGAAAUAGAAGAAAACUGUAAAAUAUUCUUUGAUAUUUUAGUCUUAACCACACUGUUUCAGGGAAAAUUUGAUAUAAGAUAAAAUUUGUAUCCCAUUCCUUUAAAUAUAUGUCAAAGGAGUAUUGUAUUGAAAUUUAAUGCAUUUAAAAAAAUCCGUCUUCAUAUUUUGGGGAGCAUUAAAUCAUAAAAUGAUUCCCUGCAUAAGUCUCCCAUUAGUAUUCUCAAAAAAAUGAAAAAUAACAAAUUCAGUUUUGAAAUUUAAAGGACUAAAAAAUCAUAAAGUUUGAAUUAAGUAUGCUUGCUUCAGAUUUUACCAAUUUUGCACUUUUAGUGUGGGAUUGGUAUUAAAUUUCAUUCAUAUAUUUUUGGCACCGCUUUGAAUCUAUGCCAAAGAUCUUUUUGCUUAUCAGAAUGCAUCAGUUGAUACUCUGUGUCUGUAUCCUUUCUUUCUGUUGAAAGUUUUUAUAUAUAUAUUGAUUUGGGAUGAAUGAUGAUGCAAAGUUGAAGUGUUUAAAAAUGUCAAGUACAUGUUAAAAAUGGAAGUAAUAAAUUGUGAAAUUUUUAAUAA
Mytilus californianus (California mussel) is the source of this 4390-nucleotide messenger RNA. Its product is annotated as ubiquitin-conjugating enzyme E2 R2-like. Gene Ontology annotation, molecular function: ubiquitin conjugating enzyme activity. Lineage: Eukaryota; Metazoa; Mollusca; Bivalvia; Mytilida; Mytilidae. The record is from RefSeq and is a predicted model, not a curated record. The transcript is spliced from 5 exons. The coding region runs from base 135 to 854 and encodes 239 amino acids. Gene Ontology annotation, biological process: protein polyubiquitination; ubiquitin-dependent protein catabolic process.